Molecule: messenger RNA, 1254 nt
Organism: Cajanus cajan (pigeon pea)
Lineage: Eukaryota; Viridiplantae; Streptophyta; Magnoliopsida; Fabales; Fabaceae
Molecular function (GO): nucleic acid binding; RNA-DNA hybrid ribonuclease activity
Source: RefSeq, a predicted model, not a curated record
AUGUGCGUGUCACAUGAAGCCAUCAGUUCAGUCUUGAUCCAGGAGAAGGAAGCUCAAGUGCCUAUUUAUUUCGUCAGCCGCCUGUUGCAAGAAUCGGAAAGUAGAUAUCAAUUGCUAGAAAAGGUGGCACUCGGACUUGUUCACACUGCUCGAAGACUUCAGCAAUACUUUCAAGGACACAAAAUCGUGGUACGAACUGAUUGUCCCAUUGCUAAGGUCUUACGGAAGCCCGAAUUGGUAGGGCGAAUGAUGGCAUGGUCCGUUGAACUAUCGGAAUUCGAUAUUUCAUUCGAACCAAGGGGGCCGAUUAAGUCACAAUAUUGGGCCGAGUUCAUCAAUGAGUUACAGCCUAAUGGUCAGUUUCAGAGUGAUCAGUGGACGUUACGUGUCGACGGUUCUUCCAACAACACAGGCAGUGGGGCAGGUAUAAUUCUAAAAGGACCAAUGGGGAUAACCCUCGAACAAUCCAUGCACUUCAGAUUUCGGGCCUCCAACAAUCAAGCCGAAUACGAAGCGCUGUUAGCAGGAUUGAGGUUGGCAGGCGACAUCGGGGCCCGGAGAUUGCUUUGUUGGACGGAUUCACAGAUCGUAUCGGAACAGGUUAAUAAUAAUUUUCAAGUAAAAGAUCCAAAUUUGCUCUGUUACUAUCACCUCUUCCAUAACAUGUGUUCUAAUUUCGACGAAGUACAAGUCUGGCACACGCCGAGGGAAAAUAAUGAACGAGCCGAUCAACUGGCCAGAUUGGCAAGUAGCACUCGGAAAUCGGGACAACUCAGAACUACUCUGCACCUGGAAUUACCUACUCCAAGCAUCGCUGCAACCGAAAGCAUGGCAGUAGAAGCAGCAGCAUCCAAUACAAACUGGAUGACAGAAAUUCUUGAUUUCAUUCUCCAUGGCAAGGAGCCGGACGAACCCUUAGCCGCUAAGAACCUACGAACUCAAGCUGCUAGAUAUUCGGUCAUAGGGGGAGAGUUAUACAGGAGGGUUUUCUCAACCCCGUUACUCAAAUGCGUAGACUCGGCACAAUCUGAUUAUGUGUUACGGGAGAUUCAUCAAGGCAUUUGUGGAUCACAUUCAGGCGGACGAACCCUCGCAGCAAAAGUGUUAAGGGCAGGUUAUUACUGGCCAACCCUUAAGAGUGAUUGUGCGCAGUUCGUCAAACGAUGUAUUCAAUGUCAAAAACAUGGAAACUUGAUUCAUGCCUCGGCAGAACAACUUCAUACUAUUAGUUCACCUUGGCCAUUUGCUCUGUGA